Molecule: messenger RNA, 699 nt
Organism: Mytilinidion resinicola
Lineage: Eukaryota; Fungi; Ascomycota; Dothideomycetes; Mytilinidiales; Mytilinidiaceae
Exons: 4
Coding region: 1-699 (232 amino acids)
Cellular component (GO): cytoplasm; mitochondrion
Molecular function (GO): acetyltransferase activity; lipoic acid binding
Source: RefSeq, a predicted model, not a curated record
AUGCACUCGAUUCGGGGGAUGAGAUAUUUGAGGUUCUCCACUGUCACUUUAGCCACAGGGACGGAUGGUCCGGAACAUCAUCUGCUAGAAGCCUGUCUCAACACCCAGGUUACCUCGAGAUGGGAUAGCACAAUCAAAGCACUCCGAUAUGAGACAGAUGGCAUGGCGAUAGUGGGACGGCCACUUCUAGAUAUCGACGUCGGUGUCACGGAACAAGGAGCUGUAGGCCGUACAGAAGAACAUACUAAGUCAAUAGACAGUGAGAUCGAGGUGGAAAUAGUUAUCGCGGAUGAUUUGCAAGAAAUGCGAGAGCCUGAAUCAAGUCUAUCUCAAGCCGCUAAUGAGGAGAAAUUCAGAGCAUCAUCUCCAGGUCCCCAAACAUACAAGACAUCCUCAAGAGCUCGUGUAGGCUCUAUGACUCAUGGCGUCCGGCACAUGUUCAAAAGCGUUGGUCUCGAGGUCACCGAUAUACAAGGCACUGAAAGAGAUGGGCGAAUAUCGAAAGAGGAUAUCCAGCGAGACAUAUCGGAGACUUCAUCUCCAUCGCCUCCUACCAGCAGUCCUAAGGUCACUACAAUGCCGCAGAUUAGCUCAGAAGAUCGUCUGGUCUCCUUAACACUGACUGAGAAUGCGAUGUUCAAGACCAUGACUCGAUCUGUUACCAUCUCACACUUUCUUUAUACAGUUCCGUCGAUGUAA